Necator americanus (New World hookworm) is the source of this 951-nucleotide messenger RNA. RefSeq lists its product as uncharacterized. Gene Ontology annotation, molecular function: fatty acid elongase activity. The coding region runs from base 1 to 951 and encodes 316 amino acids. The record is from RefSeq and is a predicted model, not a curated record. Lineage: Eukaryota; Metazoa; Nematoda; Chromadorea; Rhabditida; Ancylostomatidae. Gene Ontology annotation, cellular component: endoplasmic reticulum membrane. The transcript has 7 exons. Gene Ontology annotation, biological process: fatty acid elongation, monounsaturated fatty acid; fatty acid elongation, saturated fatty acid; fatty acid elongation, polyunsaturated fatty acid.
AUGGCAAGGUACGAUUACCAACCACGAUAUGGCCUGGAGAACUACACACUGGUUCUACCUCUAGAAGACACUUUCGAUGCUGUGAAGUCUACGGAAUGGAUGCAGGAAAGCUGGAUUCAUUCCAUUACUUUCUCCGUUGCCUAUGUUGCACUAAUUUACGCCGGUCAAAAGGUUAUGGAGAGUCGUAAACCAUUCGGGCUGGAUAUGCCGCUCUUUGUUUGGAAUAUGGGUUUAGCAAUAUUUUCAUUUCUCGGAUUUAUGCGGAUGACACCAGAAUGGGUAUGGAGUUGGAAAGAGAAUUCUUUUGUGUAUUCGGUAUGUACUGCGUCUUUUGCUCAAGGCGUUACUGGUUUUUGGACGGAGCAGUUUGCUAUGAGUAAAGUUGCGGAACUCAUAGACACAGCCUUUAUUGUACUUCGGAAGCGUCCGCUUCUUUUUCUGCACUGGUACCACCAUGUAACUGUGCUUGUCUAUACAUGGCAUGCAUAUAAGGACCACACAGCUUCAGGAAGGUGGUUCAUUUGGAUGAACUAUGGUGUACAUGCUAUGAUGUACACUUAUUAUGCUCUUCGAGCACUGAGGAUUCGCCUUCCAAAGCAGAUUGCUAUGGUUGUAACAGUACUACAGAUAUCUCAAAUGAUCAUGGGUAUAUGGAUAGGUGUCACGGUCUACAGAACGAAGUCGUCCGGCGAACAAUGCCAGCAGACGUGGGAGAAUCUCGGAUUGUGCUUUACGAUUUAUUUCACGUAUUUUCUGCUCUUCUGCAAUUUCUUCUACCAUGCUUAUUUGAAGAAAAACAACCGAUACACAUCCGCAAUUAAAACUACAGCAAAGCAAACGCAGACAACAGCAGAACUACAACAACUCAAAGAAGAUAUCAAUGCGAACAUCAGUGAAACAACGGUUGUGACCAGGAGCACAACGAGACGAAGAGCACAGAAGGUGGAUUAA